Molecule: messenger RNA, 7349 nt
Organism: Varanus komodoensis (Komodo dragon)
Lineage: Eukaryota; Metazoa; Chordata; Lepidosauria; Squamata; Varanidae
Gene: RUSC2
Product: RUN and SH3 domain containing 2
Exons: 12
Coding region: 1609-6315 (1568 amino acids)
Cellular component (GO): cytoplasmic vesicle
Molecular function (GO): protein binding
Source: RefSeq, a predicted model, not a curated record
AGCCUCCUGUCCCCUGCUUAGUGCUCCUUUAAUUCCAUUAUUAUUCAGUGUUCCAGCAACUUCCCUGGCCUUUUCUUCCCUUAUACUGAAAGAAUUCUUUGUUGUUCCAGAUAAGCUUUGCAAGCUAUUUCUGUGCUUUUCUGAUGCAUCUCCCUUGCAAGAGCUUGUGGUCCUUUCUGUCCUUUUAAUUUGGGCAAGGCUUCUAUUUACUGAAGGAAGAUUUCUGCUCUCUAAUAUAAUAUCUUGAAGCUCUUUGAAGUGAUUUAGACUUCUUGGUUCCCUUCUUCAGCUACUUUACCAGCUGACGGCUUUUGGGUGCCAGUCGAAAAUGGUCGGAUGUGCCCAGGAAUUCUGUUGUGGCCGGUCUUGAGCGGGGCUUUGGGUGCCCUUCUGGGUGGAUGUUUUUCCCCAGAGGGGCUCCUUCGUGUGCUUCAGAUCCUGCAGCUUUUAGUGUGCGGUUUCCACAGCGUGUGAUCUUAAUGGGUCACCGCCAUUCAUGUUGUGCUCCUGCUGAGACGCCUCAAAUUCCCUGGGGGUGGUCUGUGCCGGGGUGUUGAGAAGGCAGGCUGGGACUGGGAGAUCCCGUCUGUGAAGCUCCAUGGGAGGCCUUGGGGCAGGCAUGGACUCGCGACGGAGCCUACCUCAAAGGGUUGUUGUGAGGAUGAAGUAGCGAGCAGGAGGAGGAUGUGCAUCCUCUUGAGCUUCUUGCAAGAGGGAAGAAGGCGGGAUGGAAACAGAACAGAGAGAGGGCGCAAAUGUGUUGCCGAACUUGCGCUUUCGUGGACCCGAAUGCAGGCGGGUGGGUGGAGAUUGGCGCUUGCACUUAACUGCCCUCCGGCGUCCUUAGGCCGGGUCCUGGCUGCGGAGGUCAGGCAGACCUGCACCUCCCUCGGCUUUGCUCAGCGUUUGGCUUCCAGGAGCCGAUCCUGCCGAUGGGCGCAGCUGGCUGCUCGGAGGGCUGAGCGGUGGCGCGCCAAAUGCGCAGCCGCCGCCUCUUGCAGGGCCCUCCCUGUUGGGCUGCCGCCAGGGGAGCCACGCAGGCCGGGUCUCUGCAGGGUGGGGGCGAGAUGCAGUGGCUGAGGAGGGCCCCACUCCAGCCGCGGGCCAGGAAGCCUUCUGCUGCAGAGCACAGAGGGGGCACCGCUGCCAGCCGGGGGCCCCGUGGGGCCCUGCUCUGCCUGGGGCUGCUCCCGAGGCCCUGUGUGUGCCCCCUUGCCAGUCACGGUUGGGGGGCAGCUGCGCUGGGGGCCCGCUCUGGCCCCAGAUGGAGAAGGGGAGGAGAAGGCUUCCCAGUCCACACAGCCGCGACUGGGGCGAGUUGGGGAGCAGAAGAGGUGGGAGUCGUCGAAGCAGACACCCAAAAUCCUCCAGAUGAGCGAUGCAUGCCCCGUUGCCCCUCGCAGGCAGGACGGGAGCCAGCAGCGAAAGCGACGGUCUUGCUGACCGUCCAUUUCCCUUCAGAAAUGCUGCUGUGCCUCCUGCCAGGGGCUCCACUUAAAAGGUCUCUGGAGGCGUGGAUGAGGUGCGCCCCCGUGGCCUCUGCCGCUGACGAACGACUUUCCAUGGGCAGCUCUGCCACGGCGGCAGACCCGGAGAGCACCGCGGAUCAUGGCUAGCCCCCCCAAGCUGACCGGAGAAACCCUGAUCGUGCACCACAUUCCCCUGGUGCACUGCCAGGUCCCGGACCGCCAGUGCUGCAGCGCCAGCAAGCGGACCAACCCCUUCUGCCAGCCCGACCUGGGGCUCGCCCGGCCCGGCCCGGCCCCCGAGCGGGACUUCUUGCAGGCCGACUCGUUGCUCUACAGCAGCUUGCUCCAGGCGGCGAGCACAGACCUGGCCCCUGUGAAGGCAGCCGGGCACACGGAGGGCCAGCCCAGGGAGCUGACCGCCAGGCGGCAGAAUCCGUUCCUGCAGAGCGGCGGCGGGCCCCCGGAGCCGGGCCCCGAGGACCUGGGCCAGCGCUCCUUCCGCCUGCAUGGCGGCCGAGCCAGCCUCCCCCCACGCGAGCGCGCCCUGCCCCCCUUCCGCCUGCACGACGCAGACCCCACGGGGAAGCCCUGGAGCGCCGCCAGCCGCUUCGACGUGGUGGAGGGCCGGGAAGAGACGCGAGCCGGCGAUGAGCCCAGGAAGGGCAGCGGGCCAGAGUGCAUGGAGCUGGACGAGUACGGCGGCCCCCCAGGCAGCCUGUCCAGCUGCUCCUUCGAGCACGAGUGGGCCGCCGACCCGGACGAGCUGCUGCUGCCCGACCUGGAGGCGGGCCGCAGCCGGACGUGCAGCUGCUCCAGCUCCGAGCCGCCGCGCUGCCGCUGCUGCAGCCUCUCGAGCCCGUCGGAGCCGCCGGACCAGCAGAUGGGCUGCCUCAGCGACUCCUCCUGCAACAGCUCCGACGGGGUCCUGGUGAACUUCAGCGCCCUCUACGACAAGGCGAGCGGCCGCGCCCGGCCCUGCCCGGCCCCGGGCAGCCUCUCCUGCAACUCCUCCUCCGGCAGCCGCUCCGACUCGGCCGCCUUCUACCUCGACCUGCACGCGUCGCCCGAGGAGCCCGGCACGUCCUGCGAGUCCAGCCCGCGGGGGGGCGGCCCGGGGAGGGCCUGCGGGUGCCACCGCCCCCCCUCGCCCCUGCUGGACGCCAACUGCAACUCCUACCCGGCCCUCUGCGAGCCGGGCGCCUCGGAGGGCUCCGACCUGAGCGCCUGCUUGCAGAGCAAGGCCCGGCUGGUUGUGGCCACACAGAACUACUACAAGCUGGUCACCUGUGACCUGUCCUCGCAGUCCUCGCCCAGCCCGGCCGGCUCCUCCGUGGCCAGUGGCUCCGAGGAGCGCCUGCGCGGCAGCCCGCUCCAGCCCACGGAGUACUACCUGUUCGGGCGGCCGGGGGGCCCGCCCGAGGAGAGCGACUCGGAGGGCUCCCGGGAGGGGCCGCAGGGGCCGGCCACGGACGAGGCCCUCGAGGGGCAGGUGUACGUCAACGUGCCCCCGCCCGCAGCCGCGGCCGGGCGGCAGCGCUCCCGCAGCUACGACCGCGGCCUGGAGCGCAGCCCCGCCGGCCGGCUGGGCACCCUGGAGCGCUUGCUGAGCUGCCCGGUGAAGCUGAGCCAGCCGGAGCUCAUCCCGGACGCGCCGCCACCCAAGCGGGUCACCUCCUUUGCCGAGCUGGCCAAAGGCCGCAAGAGGAAUGGCUCCUCGCCGCCGCUGCCGGCCGGCCGGGACCCGUCCCUGGAGUACACCGCCAUCCCGGAGUACCAGGACAGCCCCGUCUUCCGGGAGGAGCCGCCGCGGUCCAGCCAGAGCCUGCCCCCCAUGCCCUUGGCUCGCUCGCUCCACCGCAGCUGCGAGAGCUACCGCCGCCCCGAGUGGGGCCACAGCGCCUCCCGGCAGAACGGGGGCCCCAGGGAGGUCCCUCCCUGCGGGCCGGCGGCCUUCGAGCAGCCGUUCUUCUCAGCUCCCGCAGAAGCAGGGGCCAGUUCUGCCAGCAGCCACGGCCAGAAGGACGCCCGAGCCCGUGCUGACGGUGGGGCCCCGGACAGCCCGGCGGUCGUGCGCUACAGCAAGGACCAGCGGCCGACCACGCUGCCCAUCCAGCCCUUCGUCUUCCAGCACCACUUCCCUCGGGCAGCCAAGGCCCGGGCGCUGCACGGCCCCCUCGCCUCCAGCCUGGCCCAGCUCUACAGCCUCUCUGCCGCCGCCCGCCGGCCCGCCGGCCCGCCGCCCUCCUCGGCCUCGCAGUCCUCGGCCUCCUCCACCUCGGCCGACCAGCCCCUGGUGGGGGGCGCCCCGGGGCACGGCCAGCGCUCUGGGGACGGUGCCGCCUCCCUCGCCGACGGCGGCGCCAGGAAGCCUCUGCCGGAGACCACGCGCCCGUCCCCGCUGGGCAGCUACUCUCCCGUGCGGAGCCACGUGCCUUCCUUCCACGGCGUGGACUCUUCCUCCCGCUCGCCCACCCCGGGAGGCCACCCGCCGCGCAGCCAGUCCUGCCCGAUCUCCGCCGGCCUCCUGCCCACCGGCAGGCCCUCCCCGGCCGCUGCCGGCACCGUCAGCCACGCCCCGCACCAGAAGGAGAGUCCCACGCCGGGCUCCGAGGAGGAGGGCACGGCGCUGCCUGAGCCCGUCAAGCUGCGUGCCACGUGUGUGCCCCCGGGCGGCACCCUGCUGCCCCUCCUGUCCGCGGGACUGGGCCUGGCUGGCACCGGAGGCCCCGUGGAGCCGCUGUGGAAGGCGGGCGGCAGCGAGGGCGCCGGCUUGAGCUCCGUGGGCGGCCUGCUCACUCGGCCCCUCAACGCCCACCACCUCUCUCCGCAAGCGCUCAAGUGGCGGGAGUACCGGCGCAGGAACCCGCUGGGGCUGGACCGGGCCCCGGGGCUCGCGGGCAGCCUGGACUGGAAGCAGCGGCACGAGCACGGGCUGCCCUGGAGGACCCCCCGCCUCGAGCUGCCCGGGGCCGCGCACGCAGGACGCUCCGGCAGCAGACUCAGCGGGCAGCCGGCGAAGCACCCGCAGCUCAGCUACUCCGACUUCUUCCCGGACUAUUUCUCCUUGGCGGAAAAGCCCCCGGCAGAAUUCUGCCUCUCGCCAGAUGGCAGUGCCGAGUCGGUCUCCGUCGACCUGGGCCAGAAGAAGGGCCUCGUCAAGGCGAUCAACAUGGCCGUGGAUCUGAUUGUGGCGCACUUCGGGACCAGCAGGGACCCCGGGGUGAAGGCCAAGCUGGGGAACAGCUCCGUGAGCCCCAACGUGGGGCACCUCAUCCUGAAGUACCUGUGCCCGGCCGUCAGCAGCGUCCUCGGCGACGGGCUCAAGGCCCACGUGCUGGACGUGAUCGUGGGCCAGCGGCGGAACCUGCCCUGGAGUGUCGUGGAGGCAUCCACCCAGCUGGGGCCCUCCACCAAGGUGCUGCACAGCCUCUGCAGCCGCGUCAGCCAGUGCGGCGAGCUGAGCAGCCACGCCAUGCGCUUCAACGCCUUCAUCUUCGGCCUCCUCAACCUCCGGUCCCUGGAGUUCUGGUUCAACCACCUGUACAGCCAUGAAGACGUCAUCCAGGCGCACUACCAGCCGACGGGCUUCCUCGCGCUGGCACACGGGCUGUGCCAGGGCCUCUUCGAGGAGGUGCUGCUGCUGCUGCAGCCCCUGGCGCUGCUGCCCUUCAGCCUGGACCUCCUCUUCGAGCACCGCCUGCUGCAGACGGGCCGCACGCAGCGCCAGCAGAAGGAGCUGCUGUGCGCGCAGCAGGGCCUGGUGCUCUCGGCGCACUCCACCCUGCAGCUCAUGCGCGCCCACGGGGGCGGCCGCCCGGGGAGCGCCGAUGGCUGGGCGGCCGCCGAGCAGGACGCCGGACCCGAGGGCUGCCGGGGCAGCCUGGGGAAGGAGGCCGACGCGGGCGCAGACGUGGGCACGGGUCCGGGGGCCCCCUGCAGCGGCCGCGAGCGGAGGAGGGCCCGGGACGGCCCCGCCGAGCCGAAGAAGGACCGGCAGGCCAGCUGGUGGUACCAGCUCAUGCAGAGCUCCCAGGUCUACAUCGAGGGGGCGGCCGAGGGCGCUCCCCGCAUCCGCUAUGAGCGCAGGAAGAAGGCUUUGGUGGAGGGCGCCGGCCGGCAGGGCGAGCCCCGGAGGGCCCCCCCACCGCGGGAGGGCGUGGUGGAGGGGGCCGAGGCCUGCCCCAUCACCGAGGCGGCCCUCAAGGGAAGAGCCCCGCCGGAGGAAGAGCCCUCGCGCAUGCAGCCGUCCUCUGCUGGGGAGGCGGCGCAGGAGAAGGGCCGGCCCCGCUGGAUGGGCAGCCCGCCGGACUCGGUGCUGACGGAGCUGAAGCGCGUGAAGGAGGCGGAGGCGGAGAGCGGGCUGGCCCCGAGGCCGGGGAGCCCGGAGCAGCACAGCGCCCACGGCCCCGGCAGCGGCCCGCCCAAGUGGGGGCACCUCUUUGGCUCCCGGAAGGUGCCCAAGGAGCCCCGGCAGGCCAGCAGGCUGCCGUCCGGCUGGCUGAACCUGGAUCGCUCCGUGUUCCAGCUGGUGGCCCAGACCGUGGGGGCCGGCGCGUGGCGGGAGGCUGCCCUGGAGCCCCGGAGGCAGCCUGCAGAGCUCUCCCCACCGCGGUCCGAGGGGGCCGGCACGUGGCUGGACAGGAGCACGCCGCCCGAGGUGCCGUGCGGGGUGAAGGCGCUCUGCCACCACAUCGCCACCGAGGCCGGGCAGCUGAGCUUCCGGAAGGGGGACGUGCUGCGCGUGCUGGGCAAGGCGGACGCCGACUGGCUGCGGUGCAGCCGCGGGGCCGAGACCGGGCUGGUGCCCAUCAUGUACGUCACCCACGUGGAGGACGAGGACUACUGAGGGCCGGUGGCCGCGCCGUGGAGCAGAGACCGGCAGGGCGCCGGCGGAGGCGGCCGCCCCCCGCGCCCGGAGCAGCCUCGGGACGGAGCUGCUCUGCCCUGCGCCCCCGCCUGGGGCUCGCCGUCCGGAGCCGCGCGGCCCGUGUGCUGGGCGUGCUCCUCCCCUCCCGCCUGCAACAUCCUUCCGACACGGACUUGGGGCCCCCGGGACUCCCGCCACGGGCGGUGGAGCGGCCCACGUCACGCCGCGGCCCCAGCAUGCAUGGCUUCCGUUCCAUCUGUGCCAACGGCGCCACAGCGGGACUCCAGGAAGCCCCGCCGCACCCCUGCGGGUCCCUGUGCUAACACGUAUACAUAGGUAGGUAGGUAGGUAGGUAGGCAGGCGGCCACCGCAUCGCAUCCCGUGCCCGCCACGCUGCAGGGCCACGUGCAGCCGGCCUGGGCAGGACCACCUGGAGGGUUUCUAGCUUGGGGGGAGGGGGGAGGGGGAGCCCCAGGGAGGCUGCCAGCGCACCUGCGCCUGCCGUGGUUGGCUAGCGGCUGUUCCACGUUAGAAGCAGCUGGCCUCCGGGAGUUGCCCACUGGGCAGCAUCGGGGGGGGGGCGCGGGUUGGGGCAGGGCGAUGCCUGCAGCCCCCGGGGGGCCUCAAUCGGCAGCGCCCGCCUUGCGUGGGGGAGCAGCGGGGCAGAGCCGGGGGCUGGCGGAACAGCCUCUGCCCCGGGGGGGAAGGGGCUUCUCCAGAGUGGGAAUGCCCUACUCCGUGCUGUGCUGUCUUCCCAGCACUGGGGGAAGGGGCUUCUGGCCCAGGCGCCCGCCUGCACCCCCACGGAGCCAGUGGCCAGUAUUAAGGCCGAGGCCCGCCGGCCUCAUCCAUUCCAGGGGGGUCGCUGAUGCUGUGCGUGGUUCUUCUGCAGAUGGCGCCAUAUUUAAUUUUCCCUUCCGGCAUUAGAACAGGGUGUUUUGUCUGUAUUUAUUUCUUUAUUUAUGACGCAUAUUAAUAAAAAAGGUGCUGAUGACGCCGUCCCUGCACUGUCA